Molecule: messenger RNA, 444 nt
Organism: Neoarthrinium moseri
Lineage: Eukaryota; Fungi; Ascomycota; Sordariomycetes; Amphisphaeriales; Apiosporaceae
Exons: 1
Coding region: 1-444 (147 amino acids)
Source: RefSeq, a predicted model, not a curated record
AUGACUCAGGCUUCUUGGGCUCAGCAGGAAACCGACCGCUUCUUUGGCGACCGCACAUCGCCUUCACAAAUGCAAUGUAACGAGAUUGCACGAGCUAUUUCUGGGGCUUCGAUCGUCGGCCCUGUCGACAGCCCAGGCUCCAUGAGCUACACUGUCGUCUGCAAUGGAUGCUCCGGACAAUAUCAUGAUGUUGUUGUUUCCUUUAGAGAACCAUGCGCUGUACUCAACAGCGAGAUGAUGAGGUUGGCCAAGGCGAUACACGGAGGUCUGGUACCAGAGUCGACCUGCCAUGGAACCCUGGAGGGAGCUGAUCCACCGCUCCUUAUCUACUCCAUGCCCUAUCUGCGAGGAUCAUCGUACAUUAAUGUCCUGAGUUUCCAAGUUGAGAUGAACCCUGGUGAAGAAGCCAAACACUUAACAUUUAUUAAGAACUUGGCGCAGUAA